This is a messenger RNA of Penicillium canariense, 384 nucleotides long. RefSeq lists its product as uncharacterized. The transcript is spliced from 2 exons. The record is from RefSeq and is a predicted model, not a curated record. Bases 1 to 384 code for a protein of 127 amino acids. NCBI's taxonomy places the organism in Eukaryota, Fungi, Ascomycota, Eurotiomycetes, Eurotiales, Aspergillaceae.
AUGUCGAUCUAUCGCGAGAAGGAAUGCUUUGCCUUCUUCAAGCAGGCUGAUGGCGUUAUGGCCACUGCGACCCCAGGGGCCCCAGGAAAGCUAAUUCCGAUCAAUAUUGUGCACACCGUUCGCAUCUUUCAUGGCAACCCAUUGCUACGUGCGCUAUCUGCCACCAAGGAAAUUCAAGAGGUUUCAUUCAAAACCCUCGUAACAGUCUCCCAGGAGCAGAAUGAGAAUAUCGUGGCGUACAACAACGCCAUCAUGGAUUGCUACCACCAGAUCUUGCAGCGGAGGAUGUUCCAGAAGCAGGUUACCGAAGCCAGCUCUCAGCUGAUGAAAGAGAACCGCGGUCUCCCGUCCAUUCUGGGCUUCUGCCAGAGAUUUCGGGACUAG